Messenger RNA from Penicillium verrucosum, 759 nucleotides. RefSeq lists its product as uncharacterized. The record is from RefSeq and is a predicted model, not a curated record. Lineage: Eukaryota; Fungi; Ascomycota; Eurotiomycetes; Eurotiales; Aspergillaceae. The coding region runs from base 1 to 759 and encodes 252 amino acids. The transcript has 2 exons.
AUGCAGGACCAAAGAAGCAUCACAUUGCUUCAAGCAGAAGCCGACAAUGACGACGAAAGUUAUUUCCGGCUUCUGAUCAACGGGUUAGUAAGGUAUAUCACUAUCGCCCAAGGUAUCUGGAGCACAGAUGAUAUGUGCUUCGGUCCAUCUCUCGCCACGAUUCUCCCAGAACUUCCUACAGGCGAUUGGAACGCUGGGCUGAAACCGGCGAGCCGUACUUCGCACGCGCUACUCGAGCUUCGUGAGAAUACAUGGCAUAAUACCUUUGUUGAUUACAUGGAUCUCGGCGAGAGCAGGAGACUUCGGACGGGAGUUUACGAAGUCAAAUGUCCGCAAUUUGAGGAACUUGUCGUUGUCAAGUUUGCUCGCUUUGACUGGGAAAUUGGGUAUAUGGAGGGCGAGACUGCUAGCUACCGGUUGAUUGAGGAUCAUAACAUUGGACCCCGGUUCCUAGGACAUCUCGUUGAAGAUGGUCGUGUUAUUGGUUUUUUGAUGGAGCGUAUCGCCAAUGCGCGACAUGCUGGGCCUCAGGAUCUUGAGAUUUGCCAGCAGACACUCGCUCGGUUACAUGCUUUGGGGAUUAAGCAUGGUGAUGUGAAUCGGUUCAACUUCUUGGUUCGGGACUCGAGAGCUAUCUUGAUUGAUUUUGACAAGGCUCGGAAGUGUGAUGAUCCUAACUUGCUUGCUGGAGAGCUCGGCAGCUUACAAGAAGCGCUGGAAUCUUCUUCGGAGAAGGGUGGUGGGGGGUAUCUUUGUUAG